AUGGAGACAUCGAACAGACAAUUGAAAAGAAUUCCGGAGCUCACUGUGAAUGUAUCUCACAAGGAUUGGUCAAAGAAAUUAGACGACGCUUUAUGGGCAUAUCACACUGCUUACAAAACACCUAUUGGAAUGUCCCCAUAUCGACUAGUAUUUGGAAAAACAUGCCACCUACCAGUGGAGUUUGAACAUAGAGCAUAUUGGGCAUUGAAGCAGUUAAACAUGGACCUCGAAAAGGCUGGAGAAACAAGAAUACUACAGCUACAUGAAUUGGAAGAAUUCAGAAGAGAAGCAUAUGAGAAUGCAGCCAUUUACAAGGAAAGGAAAAAGCAAUGGCAUGACAAGAACAUCAGAUGGUCCGGCCCUUUCACGGUCUCUCAAGUGUUUCCCUACGGCACAAUUGAAUUACACCAUCCAACAAAGGGAAACAUCAAAGUAAAUGGCCAACGUAUCAAGCACUACUUGGAAGAUUUCCCCACCGCUAAAGAGAACCUUAACCUGGCUGUACCAGAAUAA
Molecule: messenger RNA, 513 nt
Organism: Olea europaea var. sylvestris
Lineage: Eukaryota; Viridiplantae; Streptophyta; Magnoliopsida; Lamiales; Oleaceae
Exons: 2
Coding region: 1-513 (170 amino acids)
Molecular function (GO): nucleic acid binding
Source: RefSeq, a predicted model, not a curated record